AUGGCCACAAAAAGCCCGAAAAUUGCAAAAAGAAAGAACGGGACGACGCCAUCGCCGCGGGCCAAGAAAAGAAGAUCCGUCGUUUUGAACUUUAUCAAUCUGAAUGCGAAAUAUACGCUCGGCGAGAAGUUCAAGAAGGAUUUUAUGAAGGUUCUCGAAAAAGGUCAGUUUUAUCUUUUUUUGAAACCUUUCACAAAUGCAAAAAAAAAGCUUCCUUUUGAAAAUUUCUGAACAGUUUCGAGUAUUUUACCACAUUAAUCUUUAAAAAUUACUCAUUAUUAUUUAUCAAUUGAAAUAUUCAGGAUCAGUAGCGGGAUUCUUAAUUAAAAAGUAUUUUUGUUGUUUUUAUAGGAAAUUUAGGGGGCAAAUACAAAAUUUUUAACCAAGUUGAAAUUUUUGGAUUUCUUUUUUUCAUGUUUACUUAACAAGGCAUCAAAUAUUGCUUUUUUUUUGUUAAGUGGUAUAUCUAAAAUCUGUUGUAGGAAUCUGGUUUGAGUUGGUUUUUAAGGAUUUAUAGGAGAAAAAAACGCGCAUUUUUUUCACUUUUUUUGAGCUUUUUAAUUUCAUUUUAAUCGUAUAAAUUUGGUGUUUUUUUUCCACAAAAAAAUAUUUUUCCCAGUGAAAUCCAAGUUGAGAUUGUUAAAGGAGCAUAGCUAUAUGAAAGUUCCAUCAAAAUGUUUUGACUAUUAUUUUUCGAGAUUUUGAAAAAAUGUUAAUUUUACAGACCAUUCUCCUUUCCCACAUUGGCAACUGCGCAAUAUCGUUGACAAUAGUUCGAAUAUCGUUGAAGUUAUUGAAGAAGAGCUUCAGGUUAACAAAAAUCAUCUCUUCCAUCAAUUCUAAUCCUUUUUGAAGAAUUUUGGCGAGUGGAAACGGAAAGAGAACGAUUUGUAUUCCUUGUACCAGACCGUCGAUUUCAAGGCUCUUUCCGCCUCCCAGUAUCCUGCUCUUUAUUCUUUCCGGUCAGUUUAGUUUUUGAAGGAAACAGCUUUUUUAAUUGAAAAAAUAGAAAUUGUAAAUAAAAACUAUCAGCUGGAAAAAUUAUGGAAAAUUUCGAAAAAGAGGAACUCCAGAGUGGUCCCAAAAGGGACCCUUGGAGGACCCCUCUAGGGACCACUUCACCAACCCUUAUAGGGGCUACUAAAGCUUACAAAAGUUGCCCCCGUAUGGGGUUUCAGUUAGUGGCCCCUAUAGAGGAAAUUUAUGUACUCUAUGAUAAGAAGCAUUUCCAUGCGAAAAUCUAAAAACAACUUUUUUUUAAUAAAAUCGAACGACCCCUCUAGGGGGUACUUGAGCUUUAGGGGCUAAUGGAUCAUACCCUAAACCCCUAUAGGGACCACCUCAAUUUCACCCCUAUAGGGACCACUCUGGAAUUCUUAGGUUUGGAUUCCAAAAUUUCCCGUGAAGUUUUGUCAAAAAUUUUACUCAUUUGGAAUUUUUCAAGGGUUUCAAGGUUGGGAGCAAAAUUUUAGCGAUAAAAGCUACAAAAAUGAGCAAUUAUUAGCAAUCAAUAUACUAUAGUUAAUUUGUCAAGGAAAAAAUAAUUAAGUUUAAAAUUCUUGAAUUUCGUGUUACAUUCUUACACAAUUUGACUUAAUUUUUUCUAGAAUUUUUUCGAAUAGAACUCGGCAAAAGUCGGAAUGGUGGAUAAUGCCCGUAGAAGGGAGAGGUACAAAAAAGGCAGAAAAAAGUGUCCCUUUAUCGAGCCCCCCAUUUUUCUUUAGAAUUUUAAAGGCUCAAGAAAUGAGGGAAAUAGGAGGGGCAGCAAAAAUGGUGCAUAAGAGCCGAUGAAAUGGUGAAAAAAGGUAGCAAAAAAAGAGUCUUUUUAACCGUAAAAGGAAAAUUUCUAUGGAUCUUCUUUCCACUCUUUCCGACUUUGCCUAAAAACGGGUUUGCUGCAUUUCCUUUUCUAUGUACUGCAAAAGACAAAGCUCAGUUUUUUUUUUGCAAAAAUUAAGCCGUUCCGUACAUUUAACGAGCUUUUUUAAUCGGUUUAACGAACUUUAGAAAAUUUGUGAGAAAAAUCAGGUUUUUUUUGAAGACCUUCUUGAACCUCAUUAAAAAAAUUUUUCAAACCGUCUUCAAUCAAAAAUUUUUUUAAGGCGAUCAUUUUGCGAAGAAGUUCGGAAAUGGCUUGAAGGAAUCACUGGAAUCGAAUUGACAGAUAUCGACUGCAACGGAAGUUGUUAUGCGCGGGCAGAUUCGCUUUUGCCCCAUAAUGAUUUGGUUAAUUUUUUUACUUGGGAAAAUUAGAAAAUAGAUAGAAUUUAAUGGAAUCUAGACCCGCCACAGAUGUUUCUCAAGUGCGACUUUUUUUUGGCCCUUUUAUUUCGAAAUUUUUUUGCUUCUUUGUAAGUUAAAAGGACUUGCUAUCCAGGAUUGCAGUUUCGAGAGGUCUAAAUUUAAAAAUUUUUACAUAAAUUUUAUGUUUGUCCACUUAUAAACGCCCUUUUGAUAGUCUAGAAAUGAGUUUUGUGGUGGAAAUUAUGUUCUGCAGCCUUUUUGUAUUUAAAUUUAGAGAUCUUGUUUUUUUCAAUCACUUUUUUUUGAAGAUUUACAUGAAAAAAAUCUAUGAAUCAAAUGCAUACAGCACGCUCUUCUCCCCUUUUUUGGCUCUUCAAAAAAAAAACACUAGUUGUUUUUUUCUGAAAAUUUUCUCUUUGGAUGACUUUCUUCGAAGUUGAACAUGGUCACGGGCGCUUAAAAUUAAAAGUCGCUUUUUUCCUAUUUUUGCCUCUUACAAUGGUAUCGAAACCUUCUAUAGUUCCACUGCCAAAGUGCGGAGAACGUGUGCGAAAAAGGAGUGACUGCAAAAUGGACGCUAAAAGGGUUCCGUUUUGCGGCCUGUCUGAGCUUUUCUCUCUUGGUUGAGAAGUCGCAAAAAGGGUGCUGAAAGUCUGGCCAAUGAUGAUUUCCGAUUGUAUUACUGUAGCACAUUUUGAUUCAUACACAGUCACUGGUAUAAAUUAUUCUCUAUUUAAAAAAAUUGUAUUUCUCAAAAGGGUCCAAAAAGGGUGGAUAAAGACCGAUGAAAGGACAGAAAAAGGCAGUAAAAAGGAAACCAUCACCACCUGUUUAGGAACAAUUAAUGGAACAAUUGAUUGAUCCAUAACAGACGCUCAAAGAGCCCGUAAAGGGUCCUCCCGACUCCGCCUAUGUCUUCUUCUGGGGAUUUUACCUUUUACCUGCUUUUUUUGAAGAUUGACACCCGACGAUUUGCUUUUGUCUAUUACUUGACGGGAGCUGAUUGGGAUUGCAAGGUCGAUGGUGGAGCGUUGCAACUUUUCAAUUCUGAUGGUAUUUAAUCUAAUUUUUUUAGAUUAUCAAAUAUUUUGUAGAAAAACGGUCAACCGACAGAUGUCGCCGUAGAACUACCACCGACUAGAAAUUCUCUGGUUCUUUUUCGAGGUUUCUGAAAGGUAAUAAGGACGUUCAUAGUAACACUGUUUCAUUCAAACUUCAAGUAAAAAAAUUUAAAAAAAAAAAGUUAAUUUUUCUGCACUUACGAAAGAGUUCUUCCAGGGCAUAAAGUCUGUUCAGAUUUUGAAUUUCAAGUCUUCCCUCAAACUCCGCCCCUAAUGGCGCAAUAAACCAAUCAGGGAGCGAGCCAUUUGUAGAGCGUUUUUGGGGGCGGAGUUUGAUGCUUGAAAUUCAAGAUCUGAACUUUCUUAGGAAUGCCAGAGGGGUCCCUACAGAGGCAACCUUAGGAGUCUUUGAAAGUGGCCCCUACAGGGACAACUUUACCUCCCCUAUAGGGGUCACUAAAGCUGGUGAAAGUGAGGUUUCUGAGAGUUUCAGCUAGUGGCCACUCUAGGGAUAAUACUAGUCUGAGUUUAUUGCUUGAUAUUAAAAAUCUGAACGGACUAUAUUUCUUUGAAUUAAAUAAAGUUUUGAAGUUCAAAUCUCAGAAACGUUCGAAAAUUCUCCAUUUUUCACAUUUUCGUAGUUUUCACGGCUCUGUAUUGCAUAAUUUUUCAAAUCUCGUACAGUUUUGAAGCUUAAAAUCCAAAUUUCUGAUCAUUAAGUAUUUGGGUUUGCUCAAAUCUUCUCAAUUUUAGGAUUUUUUCUUUGACUUUCGUACAGUUUUCAAGCCUAGAAAUCAAAAAAUUUUGUUAAUGAAUCAAUAAAAAUCGAAAAAAAAAUUGUCCCAUAAAAAUAAUGUCCUCAAAGAUCCUGGCACCGCGUCGCCGAGAUCAUCUCCGACUCGCCUCGGCUUUCCAUAAAUGGUUGGUUUCAUUCGAAACGACGGCUCAAUGCCAAAAUGCCAGAAGUUGAACAGAUCCCCAAGUUCGUCCCCAGCAAAGUUUCUCCUCCAUUUGUUUUUAAUAAGUUCUGUUGUUUUUAAGAAACGCAAACUGUCAAACGUCCUCAAUGGCGAAUAUUUGACGAAGAAGAGCAAGAAUUCCGUCCAGAAGACGUUCGCCGACAAUUCUGAGCUCAAUUUGAAUGAUUUUCUCUUGGUUUGUAUUUGUAGCGAAUCUAUGUGGUUGCGGGAAUGCAUCACACCGAAAAUGGGCGGAGCUCGGCGCUUUUUUCCGAUUUCAGCACUCCGCAAAAAAUCUUUUUUGUGCAUUCCGCGGUCUGCGUUUUUCUAUAUCCCUUUCCAAAAAUAUACUUUGUUACGGUUCCCAUCGUCUUUUUUCAUUUUCUAAACGUCGAUAUACAUCUUUGAAAAGCAAUAAUAUAUGAAUGUCACCUUUAAAAUCUGAAAAGUUGUGCUUCGCAAUUUGAAAAUUCGGUUACGGCCACUUUUGGAUCAUACGCGUUGCGGCUCGAGUCAGAUUUUAGGCCGAUCUAGUAGCUCUCAAAGUUGAGAACCCUCUGAAAUUUAGAUUUGAUGUUCCAUAUCAGGACCCUGAGCGUUUCCCGCUCAAAUUUUUAAUUUUCGAAUAAAAGACCUAGAAGUAAAAAAAGAACCAUCAAGAUAUUUGAACCUUGUAUUUAGUGCACUAACGAUCUUUUCGACUGAUUCUCAUGAAAUUCUCCGUGAAAGUCACUUUGAGCCAUUCUCCCUGCGACCAGAAUGAUCAAAAUCGGAAUAAAUAGCCCAUCUUAGUGAAAAAUUUUCAGCCCGAAGUUCAUCGAAACGUGUUCGAGGAAUUAUCAACGUCUGAAGCUUCUUUCGAAAUUGUCGGACCGCCCAAUAAAAGGUGCGAGAAGCUUAAAAAUAUUUCUUUUGGUCAAAAUUUUCCUCACUACAUUAGUUAAACUCUGUAGGCACAUCGCCAGAUUGAACUCUUCUGAAGUCGGGAAUCUUGAAAACGUCGCUUCUCUCACAAAGGCCAUGAAAUCGACGACUCUCGUCAAGUUGAUGAGCGACCUCACCGGCGUCAAUUUGAACGGUUUUCAGGACUUCUCAACCAAAAAUAAAUAGAGUUCAGGCGCCAAGAGCAGCUUGAAAGUGAGUCGAGUGGAUAAAGGCAGUUAUUGGGUGUUGGGCGACGAAGACGCGACCGCCAGUUCCGCGGAUGGAUACUGCUUAGAUGUUCAUGUGGGAAUGGCUCGAGAAAAUCUUUAAAAAGGAUUUUUGCAGAUAUUUGUUGGUUUUGGCGAAUGGAACGAAGAAGCCGGCGGCGAGCUGAUCUACAUUGCCGAGGAUGAAGAGGAAGAGGUUGGAAAAAAAAUUCUCGCUGGUAUAUUUGAAGGCGCAUUAACUUAUUUAAAAAAGGUCCUGAGCAAAAUAGUAUUUUCAAGCUAUUUAUGACUUCUGCGCCUUUAAAUGCACCGACAAGCAUUCUUGACAAAUUUUUGUGCCGAAAGAAGAGAUUUAGACAUUUUUGUAGUUUUUUUGAAGCAUGAAGGAAAUGUAAUGUAAAAACCGCUUUGAUUUAUUUCUUUGUGUUAUUUCCUUGUUCUCUUCUGAGAUUAUGUAAUUUGGAGCGUCGUAAAAAAAAAAUAGGACAAAGUAUUACAAAUCAGGAACUCGUAGCGAGUUGAGGGACCACUUUAGAAAGCAUGGGAACAUCGCUAAAGUGGCCACUUCUCACUCCCUUAGUCGAAAGAGCUUUCAAGUGACAUCUCCAGUGGUCACUUCACUGUCGCGAACUUGCAUUUCAAAUCGAGAAACUGAUUUUGAAAUGAUUUACAUGUCUGCGCUCUCUUCUCCUCCUAUCACUCUCUUCCAUCUCAUUUCCGAAUUUGAGCUUCUUCGAGUGACGCCAUCGGAAAACAGCGCGGCCGUCGUGUUCCGCGAGCCCGGAGUCAUGUACUUCCUGAAGUUGGUGAACAACUUCGCAACCUUUCCCUACUUCUUGUUCACCCUCACCUACUACGAUGUCAACGUCGUCGAUAGUUGA
Caenorhabditis auriculariae is the source of this 6296-nucleotide messenger RNA. The record is from the annotation of a GenBank genome assembly. Lineage: Eukaryota; Metazoa; Nematoda; Chromadorea; Rhabditida; Rhabditidae.